CAACUACAAGCACUACGUCGACUACCGCAAGAACCGCUGCCACUACAACAACAAGUACCACGAUGGUCUCUACUUCAACUACAACAGCCACAAAUACUUCAACAGCUACGAUUACUACCACUACGACAGCGACCACAAGUACUUCAACAACUACCACUACAACGACUUCCACAACUACGACUACUACGACGACCACCACUACAUCUACGACAACAUAUCGACCUAUGAACCCAGGCUACUUGCGAAGGGAACUGAGCGGUCUUGUGUGCCACACGCACACUUAUGGCUUUCUGAGAUCUGCCAUACCGGACAGCUGUGACUUUGUCAUGGUCGACGUGCCGACGUCGUUGCCUCAGCCGCAUCCCCUUUACUCGUACAUGGCGACCAUCGACAUCGAUCCAGAUUCGUAUGAAACGGACAUAGUGCAGCACAUGGGGAGCGCUCAGGGCAAGGCGCUCCUAUUGGCGGUCGAGAGGCGCGUUUUGCGAAGCAGCCCUCUUCAGCAGAAUGCCGUUGCAAGGGGACUGGUCCAGAAAGUCGUCGAUAUGAACGCGCAUGGCAUCGCGCUCUCCGACAGAUUUAUUUCAGAAGCCGACACCAGGGUCAUCGCUCAAGAUGCCCAGAUUCUUUCUGAAGAAAUUCAAUCCUAUCACGGUCUUAUCAGAUACGACACGUUCCUCGGAAACCGUUCUGCUUUGAGGUCAUUGAUGUUGGAUGUUAUAAGCAAAGCAUCGAUCACCUUCGUGUACCGAGUAUCGGGGAUCAGCCGCGCAUUUACGCACCUGUACUUCGACAACUUCUAUUCAACGAGAAUGAACGAGAGGAACUUGAGCUCGAUCAUCGACGAUGACUUGGCCCAUCCUUUGAACACAUACGCUGGAAAUAGGUCGAUAGCGAUUUCAAUGACGCUGAGCGGAAAGCGGUGCGCGCCGUACACUUUGGCCAACUUCGCGACGCACGGAGCCUGCGACGAAUUCGACUUGGAUAUGUCUGUGCUGUGCGCACUGCCCCCAGGAUACAUCCAGUGCCUACAUUACUCAAUUAUGACAAGACAUUACGAUACGGGAGAGCACCUGCCAGACGAUGUCUUCUUCGAAGUGGAACAUACUUUCACUGCUAAGGUGCGCUUGAUUCUGCAGCAGCUAAGACAGGCAGGAGCGCCACCUGUGGCGUUCCUUCUCGAACGUUACGACAAGGAAACGCAGCACGUGAUAACCUACUACGACCAGGACCGAGGGGCUGACGUGCGGUGUGAUGCCACGCCGUUCGGCUUCACUGCUGGAGUGAAAGCCGAGCUUGCUAACUUGUGAUAUACGCCCAGCGGGUCGCCGUCGUUAGGCUUGCAGAUAAUCUUUACUCAUACUUUCGCUUUCAUGAAAAUGUUUUAUUUGUAAUACACGGGUGGCGACUUCACGUUUU
Messenger RNA from Dermacentor silvarum, 1419 nucleotides. RefSeq lists its product as uncharacterized. The coding region runs from base 63 to 1310 and encodes 415 amino acids. The record is from RefSeq and is a predicted model, not a curated record. The transcript is spliced from 9 exons. NCBI's taxonomy places the organism in Eukaryota, Metazoa, Arthropoda, Arachnida, Ixodida, Ixodidae.